AUGGCUAUAACAAUGGAAUUAGAGGAGAGUACAUCAGACUCAAAACUCCACAAGGAAAGUGUCAGCAAGAAAGAGUUGCGCCCAUUAAGCGCCGUGUCAUAUUCAAGGUCUGAUCAUGGACCCGAAACGACGUCGUCUAUUGAACAACUGAAACAAUACAAGAGCUGGGUCAGCAACGAGCGAUGGAAUGAGCUAAAGAAGAUAGCGGACUCCGCCAUGAAGGAACGUAAGGUGUUCAUGAUAAAGGGCGGCGGAUUCCCGGCUGUCCGUCGAGCGUUACUGAAACGUGGUUGGAUCGAAAAAUAUGAAUCACACAAGGUUCGCCACCCACCAGCAAACAUUGAUCCGAAAAAAGUUACCGAUAAAGAACUGACCAAAGUUGAAAGGAUGAUAUUAUACAAGUUCAUGGAACACCAUUCGGUCGAUUUCCUCUGGACUUCCAAAAGAGACAAAUACGAUUGGUUGUUAAGCAAUAAGGAGGUCAUAAUAAGCAGGUUCAGCAGAUCUAUAUUCACAACAAAAGAAGGUUUGACCACGUCACUUACUCAAAUGCAUUGGUACACAGAGCCCGGUAUAGCGUUAACAAAUUUUCCACGCUGCUACAACAUUCAUAACUCCGAUAAUUUAGAAGAAUUCAUUGAGGAUUUUCGAAUAACAGCCUGCAUUAGUAUUGUAAAAUGGUUUUGUAGCUCAGUGCAUACUAAUAAAGAAACAGAAUUUAUAACAAACCAAGGGAAAGUACCAUUUAGUGCCAUAGAAUUUGCCAUUAGCAGAAUUAACGAAUAUGUGACAUUCUGCAAUCACAAAGACAUAGACGACGUAGAGGAUCAAGUUCCACACAUUUGGGAACAUGAAUGGGACCUAUUUCUCACGCAUCAUUAUCUUUUAGUGCACGAAAAGGCAAAAUUUGUGGAUGAUAACAAUGUAAACAUUAGGCAAUUAGAAAAAAAGGCAUCGAAAGUUUUGGCUGCAGUAGCGAAGUUCUGGCCACAGAUAGACAUUGACGGAUUCUUAAACAUUUGGAUCGUUAAACCUGGUAACAAGUGUCGUGGAAAAGGCAUUCAACUCAUGAAUAAUAUCAAGGAUAUAAUCGGUCUCAUUAAUAUUCCUGCCCAAAAAAACAGAUACGUUGUACAAAAAUAUAUCGAAAACCCACUGGUUAUAUACAAUACGAAAUUUGAUAUACGGCAAUGGUUUCUAAUCACAAAUUGUCAACCACUGACUAUCUGGAUGUAUAAGGACAGCUACUUAAGAUUCAGCUCACAGAUAUUUAGUUUGUCAAACUAUCACGAGUCCGUACAUCUAACUAACAACGCAGUCCAAACAAAAUACAAAAAUACUGGAGAUAGGGACAAAGCUUUACCUGACGAAAAUAUGUGGGACUGUCAUAGUUUUAAGGCUUACCUGAGACAGAUAGGAAAGUAUGAAUUAUGGGACACGAAGAUAUAUCCUGGGAUAAAGCAGAGUCUAAUUGGAGCUAUGUUAGCCUGUCAAGAAGCAAUGGAUAAAAGGCAAAACAGUUUCGAACUUUAUGGAGCUGAUUUUAUGUUGACCGAGGACUUUACACCAUGGCUCAUAGAGAUUAACUCUAGCCCUGAUUUAGCGCCAACAACUUCUGUAACAGCUCGUUUGUGUCCCCAGUGCCUUGAAGAUGUAAUAAAAGUUGUACUAGAUCGGCGUCACAACCUUGACGCUGAUACCGGGACUUUUGAAUUAGCCUACAAGCAAAUCAUUCCUAAAGCACUAGCAUAUCUUGGGUUAUCGUUAUGUAUUAAUGGAAAACGUCUGCUUAAGAAACAAAAAGAGCGGAAACAUGAGCAUAGAAGUGUGACUACAUUAGCACUUCGUACAAUAUCUGGUGACACCAUCGAAGAUCCUCUUCAGCCAGUACCUCCUGAAUACAACGGACCAAUUAUCACAGACUUUCUAACAUGGUUGAACCCUUACGACACUCUACCAACAAAUAAAGACGGUAUUUUGUUAGGACCCAAGGAUUCUCUUAUGGACUCGAGGAAGACGCGAAAGAAAUCUAGAAUCUAA
Parnassius mnemosyne (clouded apollo) is the source of this 2040-nucleotide messenger RNA. The record is from the annotation of a GenBank genome assembly. NCBI's taxonomy places the organism in Eukaryota, Metazoa, Arthropoda, Insecta, Lepidoptera, Papilionidae.